Corythoichthys intestinalis (scribbled pipefish) is the source of this 2209-nucleotide messenger RNA. Its product is annotated as glucagon-like peptide 2 receptor. The transcript has 12 exons. NCBI's taxonomy places the organism in Eukaryota, Metazoa, Chordata, Actinopteri, Syngnathiformes, Syngnathidae. Gene Ontology annotation, biological process: adenylate cyclase-modulating G protein-coupled receptor signaling pathway; cell surface receptor signaling pathway. Gene Ontology annotation, cellular component: plasma membrane. Gene Ontology annotation, molecular function: glucagon receptor activity; peptide hormone binding. Bases 1 to 1509 code for a protein of 502 amino acids. The record is from RefSeq and is a predicted model, not a curated record.
AUGACCUUUGGCCUUGUGGCCAUGAGAAGUCUGAAGCGGCGAUCAGCCGCCGAGGAAAUGGCCCCGUGUCAAGGAGACAGAGGAAUCUACUGUAAAGGAACUUUUGACACAUUUGUGUGUUGGCCCGAUUCACCUCCUGGAAACGUGUCCGUCCCUUGUCCUCCUUACCUACCCUGGAUCAGUAAGGCUGCCGAAAACUCAAGAAAGGCGCACCGAGAAUGCUUGGAAAACGGAAAGUGGCGGCAGAAGGUAAACUCCUCAGAGCCGUGGAGGGAUGAUUCCGAAUGUCAGGAGCACCAUUAUUUCAAAGACAAGGAAGAGCAAAUGCAUCGACAGACAGCCCUCCGGGUCAUCUCUAUUAUCGGCUAUUCGCUCUCCCUUGCUUCCCUCAUGUUAGCGACGCUCCUUAUGGGCAUGCUGAGGAAGCUCCAUUGUACCAGGAACUACAUUCACAUGAAUUUAUUCGUCUCAUUCAUCCUGAGAGCUGUUGCAGUCAUUUCUAAGGAAAUUGUAUUAUACAUCAUGUAUUCCAACCUACCCAAGGAUGACCCUGGUUGGAACUCAUAUUCAAGUUCUCCGAUUGUUCUGAUGUGCAGAUUUUCAAAAGUAGCCAUGGAGUAUUUUGUGACCUGUAAUUAUUUCUGGCUUUUGGUGGAAGCUAUAUUUCUUCACGCACUCCUCUUCUCUGCUGUAUUGACCAAGCGACACCUACUGAAGAAUUACAUGCUGUUAGGAUGGGGAAUGCCUGUCUUUUUUGUGACACCAUGGACCAUUGUUAAAAUUUUAUAUGAAAACACAGAGUGCUGGUCAAUUGUCAACAGAUGGUUCUGGUGGAUAAUAAAGGGUCCAAUAACGUUGGCGCUGAUGAUCAUUUUUUUCAUAUUCAUCAAGAUUCUACUGCUGCUGCUGUCCAAGCUCAAAGCGGAUCAAGUGAAAUUCACUGACUACAGAUACAGUUUAGCCAAGGCAACACUGGUGCUGAUUCCCCUGCUGGGGAUCCAUGAAGUGGUCUUCACAUUGCUCGUCGAUGAAUGUAUGGAGGAAAGCAGUCGCUACGCUCGGGACUUUAUUAAUCUCACAAUCAGCUCUUUUCAGGGGUUCUUGGUUGGAGUCUUGUAUUGCUUCGCUAAUGGAGAGGUUAAAGCUGAACUGAAGAAGCGCUGGCAAAUUUUUCUGUUCAACCACAACUUUCAAUUCAGGAGCUGUUUCCAGGGUGCACCGCUCAAGCAACUGUGGAAGUGCACAAGAAAGCACCAUCCACAUUGCCAGAAAAGAAACUCCUGUGAUGAGGGACCCACUUCUACAUUGACUGUACACCCACACCUGCUGCAGGUGACUCACCAUGGAGGCGGUAGAGUCAAUGGACAAAGGGUGUAUAACGGUCAGGACCUAAAAGGAUGUGACGCAGCAAGUCUGGACUUUCUGACCAGGAAGAGUCUGUCUAGUAGCGAUGGAGAAAUGACGCUUGGAGAGACCAUGGAGGAGAUUUUGGAGGAGAGCGAGUUUUGAAUCCACUUCUUCCUCUCCUUUCAGCUUUUAGAACUCUCAUGCAUUCUGACGAUUAGUCGGACAACUGCUUUCAAUGAAUUGGUGUUCACUUGGAGAAGCCAGAACCAGGGUUCAUAGCUCUCACACAUGGAGCGUGUCACACGCAUUCCAGGCCACUCUCACAGCUUAUAUUUCUCCCCCUACAACAAAAGAAUUAUUGGUUAACUUGCAUAGCGAAAGUCCACUAGCAUAAAUGCUAUAAAAUGCUAACAUUUUUUUUUUUACAACGAUCUUAACAAAUCCUUCAAACACUAUUCCCGCAAAAAAAAAAAACCAGCUGGAUUUAACGAUGUUAAAUGUGUUAUGUCAUAUUCACCCAAAUGCAAACACUUUCAAAACAAACCAUUACCAUGCCACUCUAAUGAAACGAAUACUUGAGGCAGCAAAAUUGGAUUUGAAGCUUUUUUCUAAUUUAAUUACUCGAGUUAUAAAGUAGGGGGGGAAAAUGAUAAAUUUACGCAUCAAUCAUUUACAACUAGCUGUUUUUUUGAUACCCUUGUGCAUCACACAAAGAUGUCAUUAAUUAAAUCAGUAUUAUUACAGUUUACUGUACAGCACUCCUUAAACACAGCACCUAAUAAUAUCUAUAUGCCAAUACAAAUGGGUUGGGAAUAUUCUUUAAAUAUAUUUUUUGUUCUAAAUGUAAAUAUUGCAGUACUAA